CUCAAUUCCCGUCGUUGUGCACAGCGACAAGAUUCCGGCAGCAGCCUGCGAGUCAGCACAAUGCACUCGUCAUUCUUCGUCGUGGUUCUUCUCGCCCUCGUGAGCCAAGACUCUCAAGCUGUGAAGAUCACACACGGUGUCGGGGCUGACACAGGUGCGAGGACAUGCACACGUGCAGGGGCACAUGGAUGGGCUUUGCAGGCGCUCGAGGCAUCAUCGAUUUGAUCCAAAACCCAGACUACCGUCGCUUCGCGGCACAAAACGUCUCCGAUUUCUUCUCGGAGAAGGCAGAGGCAAUCUCCGAUUUCGUCGGAACCAAGCUUAAGCUGUCGGCCUGCACUGUGAUUUUCGAGCCGGAGGACGUCACUGGAAUGCUUCCCGAAGGCGCCACAGAGAAGCAUCUCUUUCGGAUGGAAGGCAAGCGCUACAGCCACUUGCCGUUCAAGAGCUGCCCUGCCCCUCACAUCUGCGUGGUGACCCACGUCCGUCUGAAUUUCCAAGGGAGCUUCCCCACACAGACGGACGGUGACGUACGUUACGCACGUCCUCACGCACAUACAAACACAUCGCCCUUUAAUUUGGCCACUUUUAGGGCACCUGCGUCACCUACAAGAAGGGAGAGACGCUCAAGAACUGUCAUAGCUUCGGAAAGCAGUCGGUUGGUGAGCCUGGAGAGCGCUCGUUCAUGUCCUACUGCACCCAGAAAGACAUGGUGAGCACAUCGAGAAACGUGGCUCCAUUCAUACGUACCUGAAGCUGCCUGUUCCGUCGGGUUGUUAUUGAAGGAUGUCGUGGCGACUUGGGAUGGUGGCGAUAGCAUUUCCAAGGCCGUCUUCUGUGGAUACGACGUUGGUCCGAAAGAUUACCAGAGCAAGCAACACAGCCAGCUUGCUGACGCCUGUGCGCACCCUUGUCCCGUGCGUCUGUGCCCCAGAAUACCGCUGCUUCUAAUCUUCGCAGUUGAGACAUGCAACAGAUGCGUUGAGAGACAUUAAUCAACCGACACCAAUGUGCAUGUCGUCCGUCUCACGAGUCGUCAUACACGCACUGAGACC
Vitrella brassicaformis is the source of this 1055-nucleotide messenger RNA. NCBI's taxonomy places the organism in Eukaryota, Vitrellaceae. The record is from the annotation of a GenBank genome assembly.